UUUAUAACAUUGUUUCUAAGGGAUACACAUUCCAACAUCCAAACAAUGAAUUUGGUAAAAGAAUGUUUGGCUUCCAGGCGGAUGAGUUGGUCCGGCUGCAUCUCGGAGGCUGGCCGCGCAUUCACCGGCUGCUUUCUGCUUGGUGAGAGGACCCGCUCUGCAAGGUGGGGAGGCUGCAGCCCAGGGGACAAGAACACUUUCGCAUAGGCCGUGUCUACAGUGCACCAGGGUUAUAGCCUCUCCUUCGGAUGAAAAUAUAGGAAGAAUGGAUUGCACUCCCCAGACUUCCCUAGUCCCAUGUGGGCAAGAUAAAUACAUUUCCAAGAAUGAACUUCUCCUGCACCUGAAGACCUACAACCUGUACUACGAGGGUCAGAACCUGCAGCUGCGGCACCGGGAGGAAGAAGAUGAGUUCAUCGUGGAGGGGCUGCUGAACAUCUCCUGGGGGCUGCGCCGGCCCAUCCGCCUGCAGAUGCAGGACCACAACGAGCGCAUCCGGCCGCCUCCCUCCUCCUCGUCCUGGCACUCGGGCUGCAACCUGGGGGCGCAGGGCACCAUCCUGAAGCCCCUCACCAUGCCUGCCAUUCAGAUCUCAGAGGUGGACGCCCCUCCAGAGGACGACAAGACGCCCAGCCCCACUGACUCCAGAGGCCUGAAGCCUGUGCAAGAAGACACUCCACAGCUGAUGCGCACACGCAGUGAUGUUGGGGUACGUCGCCGUGGCAAUGUGAGAACACCCAGUGACCAGCGGCGAAUCCGACGCCACCGCUUCUCCAUCAAUGGCCAUUUUUACAACCACAAGACUUCAGUGUUCACACCUGCGUAUGGAUCAGUCACCAAUGUCCGCAUCAACAGCACCAUGACUACCCCACAGGUCCUGAAGCUGUUGCUCAACAAAUUUAAGAUUGAGAAUUCGGCGGAGGAGUUUGCUUUAUACGUGGUCCACACCAGUGGUGAGAAACAGAAGCUGAAGCCCACCGACUACCCACUGAUCGCCCGCAUCCUGCAGGGCCCCUGCGAGCAAGUCUCCAAGGUGUUCCUCAUGGAGAAGGACCAGGUGGAAGAGGUCACCUACGAUGUGGCCCAGUACAUCAAGUUCGAGGUGCCAGUUCUGAAAAGCUUCAUUCAGAAGCUCCAGGAGGAAGAGGACCGGGAGGUGAAGAAGCUGGUGCGGAAGUACACCGUGCUCCGGCUGAUGAUCCGGCAAAGGCUAGAGGAGAUAGCUGAGACUCCAGCAACCAUCUGAGUCACAGGAAUGGGGCUCCAAGUGCCCUAAGGGCUGCCACUGACCCCAGAAGACCCAUAGGAAGCUGGGUGCUCCCUUCCCAAGGCAAUGCUUAUGCACAAACCACAAGCCAUCCCUUGCUCCUAGGAAUAGGCUAAAAAGCCAGCAGACUACUUCCUACCCCUGGAUCCCUGUUCUCUCUUUCACUUGCAAGGACUGAGGACCACAUGCAUGUCUGAACAUGUGCAUGCACAUACACAGGAGCCGUGCCCGUGCCUGCCUGUGCCUGCCUGGUGUUUCCACACAAGGUUCAGUCCAGCAACCAGCUCAGCCCUCGAGGCUGGCAGAUGUGUGCCUGGGGCAGGAAAGUCUGAGGAGGACUUUGGGCUAAAGAAGAUUUCUUGUCUUAAAAGCCAGGGGUAUCUGUGUUGGUAGAGAUUGUAUGCCUGGAACGAUCAGUGAAUGUGAGAUCCUUGGAAAUUAAACAAUAACUGCCUCAUAGCCUUGCCUGAUGGAGAGAAACAGAUGGAGCACCCUGGGUUGAUGCAAUGAGUCCACAGUUUUUACACUGGAAACUCUGCUUGCUUUAAAUAAGAGGUGAAUAUGUCGGUCCAUGUGGCCGCUGGAGGUCGAUGGGUUCUGCUUUGGUCUGCCUUGUGGAUGGAGUUGGAGCCUAUGCAAUCCCCCUACUGUGCUUCCUUGGGCUGAAGGAAAGUCUCACCAAGCAGAGGCCUUGCCGUGUGCCCAUGAUGUGCUCACGGGGCCUGGCUUGUUCCACGAAAGAGGCCAGGAAGUUGCCAAGCCCCCUCCUUAGGGCUGCAAUGAAGGGCAGAGGCAUGGGGCAGCCCAGGCCAGCUUCAUGUUGGAAGUCUUCCUGCACCUGAGCUAUGCUGCAUGGUUGAGCUUCCUUCUCUUCAGCCUCUGAUUCUUGCAAGUUCCCUCACCCUGUCCAUGGACACAGGCCCAAGCAGGAGAACUCGUCCAGCUGAGGAUCGAGUUUGGGGCUCAGACAGCUCUGUGAAUUGUCUGGAGCGGGUUAGCCCUGGAUGGAGCCUUUCCCGCUUCUGCAGCUGAUCUUCAGAGCAGCCUCAGCCAGGCUGCAUGGUGGGGUUCUUCAUUGGCGGUGCCUGCUGAGGGACAACAGUGGCUGGGUGCUGAACUGAGCAAGACUGGGAGCUCCCAAGAGCUCUGAGCCUCGCUGGGGAGGGGCACUGUGUGUCUGUCCCCCUGCUUGCAGGGAUGGAGUGGAGUCCUAGGCAGCUGGGAAGGGAGACCCACCAGGCAGGGCUUCCUAAGGACGGUGUGCCUGGUAGCAGGGCCAUUCCUGCAAUGCCAGCCUCCUCCCCAGCUUCUGUCACAGCUGCACAGUGGCAUCUCACUGUGUGCCCCCAGGCCUGCUGCGGGGAUCUCCCAGCCGGCCUGCAUACUCUGUGGGGACCACACAACCAGCCCCUGGGGCUUCUGUCAGUCACACACCUUGGUGGGCACCUGCGCGGCACGGGGGGGGGGGGGGCGCCAGUGCUCACAGAUACAAAAGAGCGGUUUCGGGAAUGCAGACACACCCACCCCGGGUGAGGUUGGCUUGGAGAAUUUCUGUGCUGUUUUUGUCAUGAAUGUCCAAAGUGUUGGUUGCCUCAGAAAUUCUCCUUUGGGGACAGUGGGGAAGAGUUUUCACAAAGCAAAUUAUUAACCACUAACGAUUAUAGACAACUACUUCUGGUUGUAGAAAUUCUCUGUGAAUUAUUCUAUCAGUGCAACAGUGUUCAGUAAGAAAAUGUCAUAAAAUACCCUGUUUGCCAGAUCUCUGAGAAUGUGAUACCAAGGUAGCCUGACUUUCUAAAGUGAGGUCCAGGGUAAGAAAGGAAGGGUGGAAUGUGUUUUACCUUUGUACUUUCACUAGCACAAGCCUUUUCCAUUUUGGGCCAUGCUAUGGAGAUUGUUUCUCAUGCUGUAAUCUGAUUAAGAAAUCUGGCUGGACCUAGUGGUGCACGCUUGUGUUUGGGAGGCUGAAGCAGGAGGAUCUCUGCUGCUCUCAAGACCAGGCUGGAUUACGUA
Molecule: messenger RNA, 3280 nt
Organism: Octodon degus (degu)
Lineage: Eukaryota; Metazoa; Chordata; Mammalia; Rodentia; Octodontidae
Gene: Rassf2
Product: Ras association domain family member 2
Exons: 12
Coding region: 266-1246 (326 amino acids)
Biological process (GO): positive regulation of protein kinase activity; regulation of non-canonical NF-kappaB signal transduction; signal transduction
Cellular component (GO): nucleus; cytoplasm
Source: RefSeq, a predicted model, not a curated record